GGCUUCAACCAAAUGACGUCACGAAUCAAGACGAAGUCAGAUCCAAGAUGGCGGCCUCCAAGGCGUCACGUGAACUCUUCACGGAGGGAGUCCGAGCGGUUCUUCAAACGUGGCCGGUUCUACAGAUCGCCGUGGAUAACGGAUUUGGAGGCGUGUACGGCCAGCAGAAAGCUGAUUGGAUGGUGGAUGUAGUCCAGCAGUAUUUCCAUGACAACGCUGACCUGCAGCGCUGGGAGGUGGAGGACUUCCUGUCGCAGCUCCUGGAUCAGGAGUUCAACACGGUGGUGGAAGAUGGCAGCUUACCUCAGGUUUCGACCCGUCUGCUGGAGCUGUUUGCUCAGUGGCAGCAGGGGGCGCUGCAGCAGCUCCAACACACCAUUCAGACUUUGACCCAGAGCAAGACGCAGAGGGCAAAGGUCACGGCUCCACCCACGCAGUCAGACGAGGAGAGUGACGAGGAGACGCAGGUGAUGGAGGUUGAGGCGUCCAGUCCGUCGGUCAGCGGCGUUCCUCCUCCUCCUCCUCAGGAUGAAGAUGACGGCUGGACCGUGGUCAGAAGGAAGAAGUGACGAGCAGAAGUAGAACUAGAUGAACUGCGUUUGAAUUGGACAUUAAUGCAACCAUCUCUGAGCUCCAACAUGGAGGCGGGGCCAUCAUGGGGGCGGGGUCAUUGUGGAGGCGGAGCCUUCAUGGAGCUUCCAGCCUGUGGAUUGGUUGGUGUUGGAACUCUGUAUUCAGAACAUUAAAAUGGGUCAUAUUCAACAGAACCAGAACAUAAAUUUUCUGGUCUCUAAUUGGAUCUGGUGCUGCUCUUAGAUCCAGUACAACCAGAACCUAGCAGGAGCUUUACGGUGAUGUGGAACCUAAGGAGAACCUUCCAGAACAUCCAGUCCGAUUCACACAGAACGCUAAAGAUGGCUCCGAUCCAUUUCAGGGAAGAACUCCAGGCGGAAAUUAACCAGGAACCAGACUCUGGUCCAGAACCCAACCCAGUCUGAGUGGUUCUAAUGGUUCCCUAAGGAUGACAAAUGUUGGCAGUGAUGUCAUUAACGGUGGUUCCUAAAGAGGCAGCUAAACGUUCAACUCCUCCUGACCAGCAGGGGGCGCUCUCACCGGCUCUGGUUCUGAUUGCCGGCCGUUCCCCAGUCCGCUAACAAAACCAAAUAAACAUUUAACUCACCUGA
Messenger RNA from Cyprinodon tularosa, 1184 nucleotides. RefSeq names its product TSR2 ribosome maturation factor (gene tsr2). The transcript has 5 exons. The record is from RefSeq and is a predicted model, not a curated record. Bases 48 to 569 code for a protein of 173 amino acids. Gene Ontology annotation, biological process: maturation of SSU-rRNA from tricistronic rRNA transcript (SSU-rRNA, 5.8S rRNA, LSU-rRNA). Gene Ontology annotation, cellular component: nucleus. NCBI's taxonomy places the organism in Eukaryota, Metazoa, Chordata, Actinopteri, Cyprinodontiformes, Cyprinodontidae.